This is a messenger RNA of Miniopterus natalensis, 2332 nucleotides long. The record is from RefSeq and is a predicted model, not a curated record. Lineage: Eukaryota; Metazoa; Chordata; Mammalia; Chiroptera; Miniopteridae.
AAUCACAUAAAUAGGAAUUUCAGGAAAUGUUAGUGUUGUGUAGAAAAUAGAGUAAUAUGAUAGAGAAAAUGUGUAUGUGUGGGGGUCAGAAGCUAGCAGUAUUAGAUAGAGUGGUCAGGUAGGUGAUGUGUGACACUCAGAUCAUAAGGAAUUAGCCAUGGGAAGACCUGGGGAAGAACAUUCCAGGUAGAAGGAACCCCAAGUGCAGAGGUCCUAUGGUGGGGAUUAGUACUCGAAGGAAUACCCGUAACAACGUAAGUGAGAAUGUGAGUGAAAGGAGAUGGGAUGUUCCCAUUAUCAGUGGCUAUGGAGGGCAGUCACUGAUUCCUUAGUCUAGACUGUCUGGUGGCAUUUAGGUAUAAAGAGGUUGCUUACACUUAUAUUAGACUAGUGAUGGAAGGAUCGUGAUCUUUGGAGUCACACCAGAGUUUGAAGCUGAGUCACUUAUGAAAGCAUUUGUGAACAUUUUCCACAUCUGUGAGGCAGAGGUAAUACAAGUUAUAACAAGUUCUGUAGAGAGAUGAUAGGUUGCUCUAUAAAUGGCAGUAUUUUGUGUGUAUUCCUCGGCUCCAUUCUUGAAGUAGCAGAGACUUUUAAUGCAGUUUCUAGUAUUUUUCUCUGUUGUUGUCAGUUAUGUCUUUGCUUUUGGAUUCUGGGUUUUAAAAAGUUGUAGAAGUGUAGAUUGACAAUUAAAUUCUCUGUUUAUUAAGUUUUUUUUUCUUUAUCUUCUGUAAAAGUGAAAAUAGACACUGGGAGUAGAUAACAGAAGUACAUGUCAUAAGUGAUAUAAAUUGACAUAAAAUCUUUCCAUCACAUAUGUUUUUAGACCUCAUUUUGGAUCUUGAAUUUAGACUUAUAUAAAAGUUGCUCCAUGUAUAUUCAUUUUAUAAAAUAAUUUUUGUUUGUAUUUCUUUACAGAAAUGUUAUGAACAGAAGCAAUACAAAAAUGGCCUCAAGUUUUGCAAGAUGAUUCUUUCGAAUCCAAAAUUUGCUGAACAUGGAGAGACUUUGGCUAUGAAAGGCUUAACAUUGAACUGUUUAGGAAAAAAAGAAGAAGCAUAUGAAUUCGUUCGUAAAGGACUUCGUAACGAUGUCAAGAGUCAUGUCUGUUGGCAUGUAUAUGGACUCUUGCAGCGUUCUGAUAAGAAAUACGAUGAAGCUAUUAAGUGUUACCGAAAUGCCCUCAAAUUAGAUAAAGAUAAUCUGCAAAUUUUGAGGGACCUCUCUCUGUUGCAGAUCCAAAUGAGAGACCUUGAAGGUUACCGAGAGACAAGGUAUCAGCUUCUUCAGUUGCGCCCAACACAGCGUGCUUCCUGGAUUGGAUAUGCUAUUGCAUACCAUUUGCUGAAAGAUUACGACAUGGCACUAAAACUAUUGGAAGAAUUUAGACAAACUCAGCAAGUUCCUCUUAACAAAAUAGACUAUGAAUACAGUGAACUGAUAUUAUACCAGAAUCAAGUGAUGCGAGAAGCAGAUCUGUUUCAGGAAUCUUUGGAACAUAUAGAAACAUAUGAGAAACAAAUAUGUGAUAAACUUUUGGUGGAAGAAAUUAAAGGGGAAAUGCUAUUGAAAUUGGGAAGAUUAAAAGAAGCCAGUGAAGUAUUCAAAAACUUGAUUGAUCGGAAUGCAGAAAAUUGGUGCUAUUAUGAAGGCUUGGAAAAAGCUCUGCAACUUAGCACUUUAGAAGAGAGGCUUCAGAUUUAUGAAGAAAUUAGUAAGCAGCACCCCAGAGCAAUCUCACCUAGAAGAUUACCUUUGAAUCUUGUCCCAGGUGAAAAAUUUAGAGAACUAUUGGAUAAGUUCCUGAGGGUUAACUUCAGUAAAGGCUGCCCACCCUUGUUUACUACUUUGAAAUCUUUAUAUUACAAUACAGAAAAGAUUUCUGUAAUCCAGGAGCUUGUUACUAAUUAUGAAGCCUCCCUUAAAACGUGUGACUUUUUUAGUCCUUAUGAGAAUGGCGAGAAGGAACCCCCAACAACACUACUCUGGGUUCAGUAUUUCCUGGCACAGCACUUUGAUAAACUUGGGCAAUAUUCUUUGGCUUUGGAAUAUAUUAAUGCUGCAAUUGCUAAUACUCCAACUCUAAUAGAAUUAUUCUAUAUGAAAGCAAAAAUUUACAAGCAUAUAGGUAAUCUCAAAGAAGCUGCAAAGUGGAUGGAUGAAGCACAGUCUUUAGACACGGCCGAUAGAUUCAUCAAUUCCAAAUGUGCAAAAUAUAUGCUUCGAGCAAAUAUGAUAAAAGAAGCAGAGGAAAUGUGCUCUAAGUUCACAAGGGUAGGAAAUAGCGUGUAAUUGUAUGUUAGUAAAAUUAAACUUAAGUUCUGUUGUGAUA